Molecule: messenger RNA, 1324 nt
Organism: Hipposideros armiger (great roundleaf bat)
Lineage: Eukaryota; Metazoa; Chordata; Mammalia; Chiroptera; Hipposideridae
Product: calreticulin-like
Exons: 6
Biological process (GO): protein folding; ERAD pathway
Cellular component (GO): endoplasmic reticulum membrane; endoplasmic reticulum
Molecular function (GO): calcium ion binding
Source: RefSeq, a predicted model, not a curated record
AUGACUUGGUCUUGUGAAAUCAACAAAGACACUCACCUAUACACUCUGAUCAUUCGCCCCAGUGCUACUUAUGAGGUCAAAAUCAAUAACAAGCAAGUAGCCACUAGGGAUCUGGAGAAUGACUGGGACUUCCUGCCUCCCAGGAAGAUAAAGGACCCCUGGGCCCAAAAACCAAGGAAAUGGGAUGAACACCUGCCAGUAGAAGAUCCUGAAGAUAGUAAACCUGAGGACUGGGCGGACUUUGAAUACGUCCCAGACCCAGAUGCCAAGAAGCCAGAUGACUGGAAUGAGGCGAUGGAUGGGGUGUGAGAAGGGUCCCUGAUACCAAACCUGAAGUAUAAGGGACAAUGGAAACCUCGGAUCAUUGAUAAUCCCAAUUACCAGGGGGAGUGGAUUCACCCAGAAAUAGACAACCCUACAUAUAAGCCCGACCCCACCGUUUGUCACUAUUAUAACAUCGGUGUUCUCGGCCUGGACCUUUGGCAGGUGAAAUCAGGCAGCAUCUUUGAUAAUUUCCUUCUUACAAAUGAUGAAGAGUUUGCUGAAGAGGUUGGAAAUAAGGCCUGGGGAAUAAGAAAAGAUGUAGAGAAGCAAUGGAGAGAACUGUAUGAAGAGACGGAAAAAAGAGAACAGAAAGAAGAAGCCAAGAAGAAAAGGGAAAAGGAGGAGGAAAGGGAAGAUGAUUUCUGGAGAAUUGAAGAAGAGGGAAGUGAAGAGGAUUUUGCUGAGGAACCAGGAAAUGACAGGCAGACGAAGGAAGAUGAUGCUGAAAGAGUGUUUCUGGGUAAAAAUGAAGAAGUCCUUAUUGACCAGAAGGAUGUACUGUAACUGCAAAAAAAUGGUUACAUUCAGAGGCAAAUGAUUUUGCUUAGAAGGAGAAAUGUUCAUGAGGUUGGCAAACUCUGGGGAGCAAAAUUACUUGCCCUUUUUGAAUGAAAUUUGGAUUUGUAUUUCUACCCCACCACCUCCUUUGCUCUGUCCAGCCUUAGGAAGGUCACAUAACCUCUUGCGGCUUUUAUUUCCUUGUCAAGGGAAAAGGAGUGAUAAUUCCUAUUUCAUGAGGUUGUUGUAGGGAUUAAAUGAGCUCUGUGUAUAAUGUACCUCCUAUAAAUAUACGAUCAACAAGUAGUAGCCAUUGCUACUAUCAUUAUCAUGAUGUUUAUGAAAUUAAUUGUUGGUAACUAAGCUUCUGUAUAAACUUGAUCCUCACUUUCAAUUUAUCCCUUACAUCCAAGAAUUUCAUUUUGUUUAAAUAUCUGUACUUCCUAGUACUUACCGAGCAGUUCUGAGGGUUGUACUUGUGGUUGAUGAUGUUUUCUUCUUG